CGGGCCUCUCGCAGCCGCAGGCCGGGCGGGGUUAAAGGGCCGGGUGGCCAGACGGAGCCGUCAGAGCUGAGGUUGCUGCUCCGGCUCCGGCGGAUCCAGAUCGAAGGCCAGAGGCAGAGAUCCGCAGAGAGCCGAUCCCAGGGCAAGGAUUUGAAUGCAAAUAGUUUCUUUGGGAAGUGAUCACAGAAAAGACCAGUGAGGAAGAAGAAAGUGAACCUAAAAGAAUUGAAAACAAGGACUCAGGUAAAUACAGGAUGCUGCCCAUCACAGAGCACAUGCUGCACCUCCUGGGAUUGGAGAAGACGGCGUUCCGCUUGUAUGCCGUGACUGGGCUCCUUCUCGCCUUGCUCUUCUUCCUCUUCCGUCUUCUGGUGCAGUUCCUGGGACUCUGCUGGCGCUUCUACAUCACCUGCCGCCGGCUGCGCUGCUUUCCCCAGCCGCCCCGGCGCAACUGGCUACUGGGCCACCUGGGCAUGUAUCUCCCAAAUGAGUCGGGUCUCCAGGAUGAGAAUAAGGUGCUGGAAAGCAUGCACUACGUGAUCCUGGUGUGGCUGGGACCUGUCCUGCCACUGUUGGUUUUAAUGCACCCUGACUACAUCAAGCCCCUGCUGGGCGCUUCAGCUGCUGUUGCUCCCAAGGAUGAACUUUUCUAUGGCUUCCUGAGACCUUGGCUGGGAGAUGGGCUGCUGCUCAGCAAAGGUGACAAGUGGAGCCGACACCGCCGCCUGCUGACACCUGCCUUCCACUUCGACAUCCUGAAGCCCUACAUGAAGAUCUUCAACCAGUGCACCAAUAUCAUGCAUGCUAAAUGGCGGCGCCUGGUGGAGGGCUCGGAUGUCUCCCUCGACAUGUUUGAGCACAUCAGCCUCAUGACCCUAGAUACUCUUCAGAAAUGUGUCUUCAGCUACAACAGCGACUACCAGGAGAAGAUGAGCGAUUACAUCUCGGCCAUCAUUGAGCUAAGUGCCCUGGUGGUCCGGCGCCAGUAUCGCCUCCACCACCACCUCGACUUCAUCUACUACCGCACAGCGGACGGGCGACGUUUCCGGCAGGCCUGUGACACUGUGCACCACUUCACCACGGAGGUCAUCCAGGAGCGGCGGCGGGUGCUCCGCCAACAGGGCAUGGAAGCCUGGCUUAAGGCCAAGCAGGGCAAGACCUUGGACUUCAUCGAUGUGCUGCUCCUGGCCAGGGAUGAAGAUGGGAAGGAAAUGUCAGAUGAGGACAUCCGAGCUGAAGCUGACACCUUCAUGUUUGAGGGUCAUGACACAACAUCCAGUGGGCUCUCAUGGGUGUUCUUCAACUUGGCCAAGUAUCCGGAGUACCAGGAGAAGUGCCGGGAAGAGAUCCAGGAAGUCAUGAAAAAUCGAGAGCUAGAGGAGCUGGAGUGGGAGGACCUGACCCAGCUGCCCUUCACCACAAUGUGCAUCAAGGAGAGCCUCCGGAAGUUCCCACCCGUAACCAUGAUCUCUCGUCAAUGCACGGAAGACGUCAAGCUCCCAGAUGGGCGUAUCAUCCCCAAAGGAAUCAUCUGCCUGGUCAGUGUCUACGGGACCCACUAUAACCCUACAGUGUGGCCUGACGCCAAGGUGUACAACCCCUAUCGCUUUGACCCGGACAACACAGAGCAGCGCUCCCCGCUGGCUUACAUGCCCUUCUCUGCAGGACCCAGGAACUGCAUCGGACAGAGCUUCGCCAUGGCUGAGAUGCGCGUGGCCGUGGCGCUGACUCUGCUGCGUUUCCGCCUGAGCGUGGACCGAACGCGCAAGGUGCGAAGGAAGCCCGAGCUCAUUCUGCGCACGGAGGAUGGUAUCUGGCUCAAGGUAGAGCCACUGCCUCCGCGGGCCUGAGUGAGGCCCGGCCCGCCCCCGCGGAUCCCGGGGGCCCAAGCCCCGCCCAGAGAGGCUCAGGUUCUGCCCCUGAGGGCCCAGGCCCCGCCCUCAAGAUCCUGAGGGCAUUGACCACGCCCCUCGAAGUCUGGGCUCCGCUCCUGGGGUGAACAGGCUCCUCCAUUAAGCAGACUGACGGCGCAGGUCACACCCCUCAAAGCAAGGCUCCGCCUCCUGAGGGUCUGAUCCCGCCCCUUGAGGUCCAGGUCCCGCCCCCUGAGGGCCGGUUCCUGCUCUCUUGUUUGAGGGAUCAGGAUUGGUCAGGCCCCUCGGGCUCAGGCCCCGCCCCCAACGUCAUUCGGAUUCAGGUCUUCAGGCCUAGCCUAAUGAGCCUUCGGAGGACCUAAGACUGGACAUCCAAGGCCUCUAGGAUACAAGUCCGGUCUCCCUCGGAUCCCGACUGGCUUUUAAAUUGAGGACUUGGGAAAUGGAGCCCGAGAUCAGAGCCUUGAACCUGAACAUCACCUUCUCGAGGCCCUCAGCUCAAAUGGGUGAACUCCUCAGGAAUCAGGCUGCAUCCUAGGGCCCAGGCUGUCUGUUCUUGAUUUGUAAACUCACACCCUCCCUCUCAAGCCCCUUCCUUCCUCCCUUCCUCAAAGGCCCUUUGCUGAGUGUCCUGAUGUUUGUAAAAUAAAAGCAAGGGAUGCAGACAUCCCCCAUCAUCCAUCCUCAGCUAGGCCAGAUCCUUACUCCCAGCUCCCAGCAAGAAAAUGAAGGGUCCUGGACAGUUGGGAAGCUGUGGGCUAGGAGGCUAGGAAGCCAUUUGUCCUCAGACAUAAACAGACUUUUGGGGA
Vicugna pacos (alpaca) is the source of this 2683-nucleotide messenger RNA. RefSeq names its product cytochrome P450 family 4 subfamily F member 22 (gene CYP4F22). The record is from RefSeq and is a predicted model, not a curated record. NCBI's taxonomy places the organism in Eukaryota, Metazoa, Chordata, Mammalia, Artiodactyla, Camelidae. Gene Ontology annotation, biological process: ceramide biosynthetic process. Gene Ontology annotation, cellular component: endoplasmic reticulum membrane. Gene Ontology annotation, molecular function: monooxygenase activity; iron ion binding; heme binding.